AUGUUUCUGGCCCAUUCUCUCAUGGAAAGAUCUUUGCUCACGUCGAGUCUACCAGUCGGUACUGUAGGGACGCUAGUCAGCAUGGAGGGAGAUCCUGCGCUCAACUUUGAGCACUCGCCUACCCCGGUGAAAGUGAAAUUCGUUGCUUGGAUUGCGAAGCUGAGUGCACGUAUCCGAAACGUAACAGACAAGUCAGGUUAUCUCGAGUCUAUUCUUCAACAGAAUCAGUUGCUUAGAGCUCGGGUCCAGUCUGGCCGGAGCGCCCGAGACACGCCCGAGGCUGCAGUGGUAGAGCCUACCCACAACCAUGAGAGCACAACAUCCACUGAGCCGAGCCGGAACCCUGUUCUCGAGAAUAAUCCCUGGUUCAUCCCGCUGGAUUCUUUUCAAGUCCCCCUUCGGGUUGGAGAGUCUGCCGACACUGCCUUCGCGACCCGUGUCCGCCAACUCGCGUCGGCAACGGCCCCCACCCGCCUCGUCUCAGCUAUCCAACCCAGGAUCAGGUCCAUUUGGACUUUGUUGGAUCGGUUUGUGGAGAACCCAGCUUCGUUGGACAUGUUUUCGAAAUCCAAGAUCUUUGCACUACUUGCCCUUGGGAAACUGUAUUCCAGUCGCUACGAGCUACUCUCCGCCUAUGAGAGAUGGCACUCGGCCUACUUCCUAGCUAGUUCGGCCACGCGGCAUUGUGCUGUAAUGGGCUUAAACUUUAACAUUCCAGAAACCCACCUUCAUGACGGUGCGGCCCGAGAGCAUCUCAUAAGAGUCUGGUGGACGUCUUAUCUCCUCGAUCACACCUGCGCAGCUAUCAACGGGCAAAUGGUCUCUAUUCAGGAUUAUGAUGUAUGCGUCAGUUUCCCAUCCAGUGACGGACUUAAUCCAAACGAGAUGUCUGAGUUUGCCAACCCUCACUACAUGUCGGCUCGAGUCGAAUUGGUUAGGAUAUUGAGCAAGAUCAUAAAGUCCUUAUAUGGUCGGGCAAACCAGAGCGAGUCUUUUUUACAAAGAGUCCAAAAUGCACUGAAGGGACUCAAAAGUUGGCUUCAAAGGUUACCAGAACCGCUCAGAAUGAACCAAGCAGUGGCAGGGGAUUCCGGGGCUGUAAGGUCUUUGCACCUAUUCUUCAAUCAGUGCAUGAUCAUGACGUCCCGGCCAUUGCUACUCCAUGUUAUACAACAUCAAAAGGAAAUGAAUCGAUCAAGCGGCCACGACACCCCUCAUCCCAUCCAUGAGAACAUACAGGCUAUUGUAACAUCGUGUAUUCGCCUUUUGAACAAUCCCGAGAAUGCACGAGAUCUGGAGGAUUUCAAGCUCUGCGACCAACUUCUCAAGAAGCUGAAGGAUUCAGGUAGCUUACCAGCCAUGGAGUUCUACCAACACCUCGAAGCUCUCAAGAUCGGCCUAGCGACAUUCACGCCGACCAGGCCGAACUCGGAUGGCGAAACUACGCUUGGAACGCCCCGGGCUACCAACGUUGUCGCUCACAUACUCCACCUCUCUGCCGCUGGAGAAUACAUCGAUAGCUUAUUGCGGGACCUAGAAGAAUUCGGGAUUCGAGAAGAUGGUUCCACCAGGCUCGACCACCUUGUUAAGCUCCGACUAGACGGGUGGCCUGUCGGUGAAGUUAAUGGCUAG
Fusarium vanettenii 77-13-4 is the source of this 1632-nucleotide messenger RNA. RefSeq lists its product as uncharacterized. Bases 1 to 1632 code for a protein of 543 amino acids. NCBI's taxonomy places the organism in Eukaryota, Fungi, Ascomycota, Sordariomycetes, Hypocreales, Nectriaceae. The record is from RefSeq and is a predicted model, not a curated record. Gene Ontology annotation, molecular function: sequence-specific DNA binding; zinc ion binding. Gene Ontology annotation, biological process: positive regulation of transcription by RNA polymerase II; DNA-templated transcription. The transcript is spliced from 9 exons. Gene Ontology annotation, cellular component: nucleus.